AUGUCAGAGCAGCAGACCGGACCCAAGGGCGGCUUCGCCCACACCCUCGCCUCGCGCGUUGAGGAAUGGAGCUCCAGCAUGGAGCAGUCCGACCCCGACUUCUUCCCCAAGUCGGCAAAGGGCCAGUCUCCCAAGAUUCUCUGGAUCGGUUGUGCCGACUCUCGCAUCCCCGAGUCGACCAUUCUGGGCCUGAAGCCUGGUGAGGUCUUUGUCCACCGCAACAUUGCCAACAUCAUCCAACCCACCGACAUCAACUCGCUGUCCGUCAUUGAAUUCGCCGUUGCACACCUCAAGGUCGAACACAUCCUCGUCUGUGGCCACACCAGCUGUGGUGGUGUUAACGCUGCUCUUGCAAACAACAGACUUGGUCUGCUUGACGUUUGGCUCCAGCCCAUGCGCCAGUUGAGAAUGGACCACACAGACGAGCUGGAGAAGAUGGACAACCAGAGUGAGAAGACCCACAGACUCAGCCAGUACAACAUUCUGCGCGGUCUGGAGGUUCUUAGAAUGAACCCCACCGUCAUCGAUGCUAUGACCGAGCGCAACCUGCAGCUGCACGGUGUCAUUUACCACGUCGAGAACGGCAAGCUCGAGGUUGUCGAGUCUACCGAGGACGAGCACAGACUGAAGAAGCGUCUGGCUGCUUUCACCACAAAGCAGGCCGCAUAA
Molecule: messenger RNA, 669 nt
Organism: Aureobasidium musti
Lineage: Eukaryota; Fungi; Ascomycota; Dothideomycetes; Dothideales; Saccotheciaceae
Source: the annotation of a GenBank genome assembly